AUUACGAUAAUAUUAUAAUAGCAAUUAUUGUAGGAAUACAAUGAUAAGUGAAAAGUGAUCGAACAAAAAAAAAAAAAACUAUUAUUUAAACGUAAAUAAAAAUGUUCGAAAAUUAUUUUUUUUAAAAUAACACAAACACUUGAACACAGUCCUCCCGCUCUUACUUUUCAUAGUAUUUGAUUUUUUUCAGUUCAAACUACUAUUACUUAAUUAUAAAUGCAUAAAAACAACGGCAUCAAACAGAUAACUUUGUUGUGUUUUUACUGUUGAUAAUAAAGUCGACGGAAAUAAUAUUAUUGCGCAAUAUGGAAUGAAUUCGAAACUUCCGUCAUGUGUUGUACCGCACGAAACCAUUGCAUGUUUCAUUUUUUAGAUUCGGAAUGUAGCGAGCAUUGGUAUUACAAUGAUGUUUAUUGUUUUUUUUUUUUUAUACUGUGAACAACUUUUCUACCAGCAAUCUUAAUCCGGUGUAUCAAGUAUAGUACCUUUUAUGGAAGGAUAUUGCCGGUAGGAGAGUUAUAAAAAGAUAAAAAAAAAAAAAAAAUUCGAGCGCGUGUAGGAUUUUGUAUACAUUUCAUUUUUUUUUUUUUAAUGCAAUAUUAUUAUCACUCCGGCUAUCGGCGUCGUUUACCCGUCGGCCUUAUCAAAUACCGCAGUAAAAAUAUUAUCGGUCUAACAUACGGCCCGGACGGCAACCGAAAGAUCGCCGGGUAUGCGGCCGCGGUCGUUAAUAAUUCGCGCGUCUGCCGCGCGGGCUUAAAACAGCUGCUGACCGGCCACCGUCUAUAAUAGCCGUUUACCGCGUGAAAUCCGUUCGGGAGCACGUGCCGGAUAACGCCGACUGAAUUAUUAUUAUUAUUAUUACUAUACGCGGCCGUCCGAAUCAAUAUAUCUAUUUUUAUAGAACAAUAAUGACGUAUAAACUGCAGUACACGCGGAUCGCCCCGCAACGUGUGCCGUCGCAGUUUUACUACGAUACACUCUAUACGUUCGCAUAUAUUGUUGUACACAGUCGCGCCAGUGUAAUAUUUACUCAGGAGCGCGAAACCGACAAACUCUCACUCCCCUGCGCGGCGGCGCUGAUAAAUAACAAACACGCGGACCGCCGCCGCCGCCACUGUACGUGGCCGGUGGAGUCGCGAGCGUUUCCGAAAACCGGGUGGGGGGCGCGACACGCCGAGGGUGACACCUCCUCCUACUAUUCUUCCCUCUCCUCCCCCCCCCCGGCGGCGGUGACACCGUACAAUAGGAGAGACGCGAAUAAUUCUAUUUUUCGAGUUCAUUGUGUGCGUUUUUUUCCCCCCCGGUCCGCGUACGGAUCUCCCUAAAUUUUCGGCCGACGGACCCGACCGCCGGCUGGAGGGUCACCCACCGACGCGUACGCGCGCGCUUCCAGCAGGGUUCUGAUUUAUAGGUUAGUCGGUUUUCGGUACCCGGCCCGGUACGACGAACACUCCGACUGUAUUAUACGAGACUGCCCGACGCACCAUGUCCGCGUACCACUGGGAUCAACUGCGUCCGGACGCGCACCACCACCGACCACAGCCCAAUAAUAACCAGCAGCAUGAGCAGCUUGCCGUCUCCGAACCUCUACCGGCGGAAGGCAAAGGUGAGUUUUGCGACUUUGCAUACGAUCGCUAUACGUUUGUAUGCUUGUACACUUGUGGGACCGUUUCGGUCGCGUAUCAAGGCGUAUUGUUCACGUGCGCGCGCGCUCGUAUGUUUAAGGUGGCAACAAGAGGUCCAGGCAAACGUACUCCAAGUACCAGACGGCCGUGCUGGAAACGGUGUUCCAGACGUCCAAGUACAUCGUGCGGAGCAAGCGCCAGCAGAUGUCGGUCGAGCUGAACCUCACCGAGCGGCAGAUCAAGAUUUGGUUCCAAAAUCGGCGGAUGAAGGAGAAAAAGUGCAGCCACAAAGACGCCGUAGUCGCCCGGGCCGACGGACUCGCGGGCCUUGCGACGACGGCCGCGGGCUACGCGAACGACUACGCCACCGCCGGCGGCGGCGCCUAUCUCGGCAACUGCCAACCGUCGCACGGUGGCGGCCGGGACGACGUUUUCGCCGAUUACGACGACCGUCUUCCCGUGUCCAAACACCUGCGGGACGACGUCGGUCACGCCGCGGCCGCCGCCAGUUACGCCGGCUGCGGCAGUGGCGGCUACGAUUUGCCCGAAAUCGACCCGUACGGCGUGAUGGUGCAGGCCAAGGAACAAUGGUCUCCCGUCGACUUUCGUCAAGACUUUUACAACGGAGUCGUGAGUAUAUUUUAUGAUAUACGUAUAGUCGUUCAAUAAUUACGUCCGAAAUUGUCUUGUAUAAAAAAUGCCCACCACGACGACGUUGCCCGUGAAAACAUAAAUAAUCUCGUUUUUUUUUUUUUAGAUUUUGAGUGGAGCGAGGAACGUAUUGGUUUCACAAUGAUAUUUAUUUAGUUUUUUAUGUGAACACUUUUUCUAUCAGAAAGCUUACUCCGAUAGCAACAUUUCCAAAAGGCAGUGUUCUCUGGGUGGUACUUUAGAGGGGUCGUUCUUUUGAAUUCUCAUUAAUAUUCGAGAUAAUGACGAAAACCUGGUUCUUUAGGUUAAAAAAUAUUGAAAGAUUAAUAAUUAGCAACCGUCUAUAUUUAUUUUUCGUUAUCAUUAAAAGUAUUUUUUAUUUUAAAUCUUUUUCAACAACCAUUGUUGUCAUGAAAACCCACAUUGUUGUAAUCAUUUUACCAUAAUAUGACAUAUACAUAUAUUUGUUGACAAAGCAACACUAUAUCAACUGAACUCCGCUCAGAAUCGUUUUUUCGUUAGCAAUGGUUUAUUGUUACUUACAGAUAUACAUUAAAUUCCCGUCUGUAUCUUACCUUCCCAACUUCUCAUCUACCACAGUGGCUGCACCCAUGCGCGAAGUAUAUGCCUGUUAUUUUUUUUUAUUUUUACUUUUUAUUUUACAUUCGGAGCAUAACGAGAAAUGUGUUGGUGUCGCCUUUUUUUUGAAACGAAAUUUCAUCCGGUUAUGGUACUUUAAGGGGGCCGUGUUUUGUUUUUCGAUUUUCGUAUAAUAAUCGGGAAAAUAUAUGUAGGUACACGUGUACAAAAUAAAUUUCGCAUCAAAUUUUCUUCUAUAUCCAACCUUUCCAACUUCUCACCUACAACAGCGGCCCACCCAAUCCAACCUAACUGAGGUAAACCGUAAAUCAAUAAAUAUAAUUAGAUUUUCGUACCAAAAGUAUCAAUAACCCCGCGUCAGCUCCCCUUUAAACGUUGCAUUCGAAAGAGAAGGGGGAGGAGCCUAUAUGUUAUUCCCGGUCUAGAACCGUGCAACGUUUCAGCUCAGUCCGUUCAGUAGUUUUUGCGCGGAGGGGUAACAAACAUCCACCCGUCCAAACAGACUUUCGCAUUCAUAAUAUAAUAGUAGAAUAUGUACUUAACUAAUAAUAGUAAUAAACGUUUUCGUUUCACGUGUAAUAAUGAUUUCCAGCACGACACGGCCGGCCAUUUCGAAAGAACAUUUCCGAUGACGCACAAUCAUCUCUCGGUCAAUUCUCAGGUAAAUAUCGCCAACACUGUUUCGGUAUAAUAUCUACGUGUUAUAUUAUGUCGGUACGAAGUCGCGUUUUAGUCACUGUCAGCAUAUAAUAUAAUAAUAUAUAUCGUAUAGGUUUUUAAAUGAUCGUCUCCGCUACAAUAUGUAUUUAUUUGGAUAAAUGGACAAAAUAUAAUAGUGAUAGCGUGUCGUAUAGACAAACGUUAAAGUAUCUUGAGGAAGAUUAGAGAUAAUUGAUGUAGAAAAAUUAUGAUAAAUUUAUAAAGAAAAAAAAUGAUUAGCGGCUUUUUUUCUCGGUAAAAAAAAAAAUUAAAAAGAAUUUUGUUUAUUGUCUGUAUUGUAAAACUAAAUGGCCAAAAUAGUAAAAGCGUACCAGAUUUCAAACAAGGCCCUGUGAUUGAUGUGACUUAAUAUAUAAUAAAACCAUUAGUACCACCAAAAAAAACUAUAAAAAUAUUUUCUAAACAACUUAAGGUAUACAUAUUGUGAGACGACCGACGAUUGCGUUGUACAAAUCAAUUUUUUCCCCGUGCGGGGAAUUUGAUUUUUAAAUUCAAAACACCUUUAAAGGACAUUUUAUUCCCCUCGACGUAUUUUUUUUAAAAAAAAACUCUUAAAAAAAUAAAAAAACGUAAUUCAUCUUUCGCGGAGGGGGGGGGGAGCGAUAUUAUAAUAAUAUAAUACUCUGCAGUAAAUAUUAUAUAGUACAGCUGGGGGCGUUAACGUUUUAAACACGGCUCUGAUUGCGGUCUGCGAUAUAUUAUGUUUAUAAACUUUGAACGUGACCCUGUUUUUUUUUCAUUUUUUUUUUUUUCUUAAGGGUGGACACACCUUCGGGUAUAUAAUAUACGUUUUGAUAAAUUUCCUUUUUCGUAAUAUGCGUGCAAAAAAAAAAAAAUAUAUAUAUAUAUAUAUAUAUAUAUACGUAUAUAUUCACGUGGGUUCCACAAUUUAUUAUAUUAUUUCGUUAUUAUAUUAAAACGGAUGUUUACACAGAAUAUUAUACGAUCGGUCGUGUUUGACUCUGACUCGCGCGCAUAUAACGUAUACGACGAAACGAUUUUUUCCGUGUCAUUCGUAAUUAUUUACGCUUUCGGAGUGUAAACGCGCCGUCGUCGUUCGUAUACAUAUAGUGAUUAUUAUUAUGAUAUUUAAAAAAAGGAAUUCCGUUUGGAAAUUAUAAUUAACUGGGCCCCUAGACGCAAACAGCGAAAUAUAUACGCGAACGUAUUACACACGGCAAUACGGUUGUCGGUUUGAAACCGUAAAUAAAACGGUAACCGGUAGGUUCCAACACGAACCUAAAAAACGGAAUACGAAUAUGCGAGUGUUUCUACGCAAGACAACAGCAAACACUACACCGAAAAAAAAAAAUUGGUCGUCUCAAAAGUACGGAUAUGUUGGUCUAUUUUUCUGUGUAUAGGAGCAAUCAUGUUCACGGAAAAAUAAAUAAAUAUUAACAACAAAAAACACGUUUCGUUCCCACUACUUCAAACGGACUUAGGAUAGAUAAUUUGUGAGGUUCGACAUUGUUAUUGGUCGCGAGUUAGAAAGCUAAUUAUUUAUAAGUCGUAUCUAAAUUACGAUGAUUAUCGACUUUUAAACACUUCGCAUGUAAUGAUCGUUUGGUUUUUCUCGAGAAAAACACUUUUCGCGGUUAGUAAAAAUCCUCCAAACCGUUCGCGUCGUACUUUAAAAGACGCAGAUUUUUCAUCCGGUGAUACUAUAUAAUGUAUGUACGAUUUUUCUAGACUUCCGACAAUAUUGUUGUUAAAAAUCAAAAGAAAAAUGACGACAGGUAUGCACAUCGGUUUCGUAUAUUUAUUGAUUUUUGGACGAUCUUGCAAGCUACAAGGGAAAUAACAAAUGGACAUACUUCGCACCAAUAUAAGUAGACCACUGUUGUGGGUGAAAAGUUGGGAAGCUAGAGGGAAAUUUAAUAUACAUCUGUACUCAAUAAUUAACCAUUGUUAACGAAAAAUGAUUCUAAACGGAAUUCGGUUAUAGGAGUUUUGAAAGCCCGUAAUAUUUAUAAUUUUAAAAUAAUACAUUUUCCCGGUUUUUCCUACGAUAUUUCAUUCAUUAUGAAAACUAGGAAAAUCAGAAAAUUACCUUCUUAAAGUAACAGCCCGGUUAGAUUUUCUUUCAGAAAAGGCGCUACACUUGAAUAUUCGAACAAAAUUUCUCGUAAAAAAAAUGUUCACAGAAAAAAAAAUAAAUAUCAUUUUAAAACCAAUACAUUUCUCGUUCCGAUCAGAAUCUAAAACACAAUUAAUACCAUACCUAGUAUCAGUUAAUCGAGUUCAGAAUAGUUUUUUAAUUUUUUUUUGCAAUAAUGUCUAAUUGAUAAGUAAGAUAUAUAUAUAUAUAUAAAAUCGUGUCGUGCAGAUGAUGAUUUAUUUGUACGUGUUACUUAUAAAUAUACAAAUUUAUCAACCAAGUUUUUUUUUUUUUUUACAGGUACCCGACUACUGCGGCGGCGGUCCGACACAGCAGCUGCAGGUCGCGCACGGUUAUUGACGGUGUAACCUUUGAAAUAAUACUUUUACACGGCGGACCUUUGCAACGGUUGGUGCUAAACGGCUCUAGUCAAUUCCAUUCGGAAGUUAACGAUGGAUUUUCAAAAAUAUUUCCGCCAGAACCCUUUUGAAAAAUGGACCUCACUCAUCACUAUUGCAUUCGCCGCGAAACCGUACCGUUUUCCGGACAAUGCGCGCACACGGCGGGGCCGGAAAAAAGUUUUGCAAUCCACGCACUCGAUGGAUAAUUUAAAAAAAAAAAAAAAAAAAGUAAAUUUUCAAUAAAUUAAUAAAACGACUGAAAAAAGUCGUAUAAUACCUGUCCGCUAUACUAUUAAUUUUCAAUCGGCGCCGCGGUAAAUUACAUUCAAUUGUAUAUCUAUAACAAUAAUAUAUUAUUGUGUACUUUUUAGACACACAUAAAUAACAGUAGUUAUCGGAAACGCAUCGGGGAGGAGUUACAACGUAGAGGGUAUGGGAACCUCCCCCCCCCUAACUGGCUCCACCGCUGUAUGCCGCCGGUGAACCUGGCGGAACACUUUCGCGCGCGUUGUCUUUUGUUUUAUUUUAUAUGUGUAAAAUUCUAAUCAAAAUUAUAUAGUAAAUUAUAAUAAAUUAUAUCGAACGUUAAUAACAAUAUAAUAGUUUAAUAUUAUAUUUUAUACGAUAGUUUACGAUACAUUGUGUACAAUAUUUAUGUGUGUGCAUGUGUUUUAUGAUUUUAAUAUAUUAUCUAUAGACG
Cinara cedri is the source of this 6798-nucleotide messenger RNA. Lineage: Eukaryota; Metazoa; Arthropoda; Insecta; Hemiptera; Aphididae. The record is from the annotation of a GenBank genome assembly.